Messenger RNA from Argiope bruennichi, 939 nucleotides. Its product is annotated as gastrula zinc finger protein XlCGF8.2DB-like. NCBI's taxonomy places the organism in Eukaryota, Metazoa, Arthropoda, Arachnida, Araneae, Araneidae. Gene Ontology annotation, cellular component: nucleus. Gene Ontology annotation, molecular function: DNA-binding transcription factor activity, RNA polymerase II-specific; RNA polymerase II cis-regulatory region sequence-specific DNA binding. Gene Ontology annotation, biological process: regulation of transcription by RNA polymerase II. The record is from RefSeq and is a predicted model, not a curated record. Bases 1 to 939 code for a protein of 312 amino acids. The transcript has a single exon.
AUGUCUGAAACUCGAGCUCGCUCAUCACGGCAUCGUAAUAAAGAAGUGCAGAUUGCUAAACUAGACUGUAUGGAAGAUAAUGAGCAAAUUAUGGCAGCAAAUGAAGUAUGGAUAAAAGAAGAACCUAUGUCCGAAGGUUCAAGUUGCGGCAAAGAAAUGAAAGAACGUGGUAGUCGUGAAAAAGCUAUAUCAUGUGAAGUAUGUGAAAAAAGUUUCCUAUCAGAAGAAAAGUUUCAAGAGCACUAUCUCAUACAUUCUGGAGUGAAGCCUUUCGUUUGUGAUGUGUGCCUAAAAGGAUUUGCUAAUAAAAGCAAUUUACAACGACACAGACUUAUACAUAGCACUGAAAAGCCUUUUACAUGCGAUGUUUGUAAUAAAGGAUUUGCUGAUAAAUAUACAUUUCAAAUGCAUAAAAUGAUUCAUAGUGGAGAAAAACAUGUUUGUGAUAUAUGCCAUAGAGAAUUCACGCAGAAAUCGAAUUUAAAAAGGCAUUAUACUAAUCACUCAGAAUACAGGCCCCAUGGUUGUGGUAUUUGUGGAAAACGCUUUACCGAUAAGUAUACUUUGGAAACGCAUUUGGCUAUUCAUACUGGAGAAAAGUUUAUCUGUGAUGUUUGUUAUCAAGGGUUUACUCAAAAGUCCAACCUAAAAAGGCAUUAUAUGCUUCAUUUUGCUGUAAAACCCUUCUCUUGUGACAUUUGUGGUAAAAGUUAUGCGGAUAAUUAUACUUUCCAAAUUCAUAGGCUCAUUCAUACUGGGGAGAAACAUAUAUGUGAUAUUUGCCAGCGAGGUUUCACCCAGAAAAGCAACUUAAAACGACAUUAUGCCACACAUAUGAAAGAAAAAAAGUAUCACUAUUGUCUGAAAUGUCCUAAAAAGUUUCUAAAAGAAGAUAAAUUGGAAAAACAUGAGCUCUCUCAUAUGAAAGAAGGUUUAUGA